AUGCAAGCCAAUACAGCCGAGGAGCAGUCUCAAAGUGAAACAUUGCCUGGUUGGCAGCUAGGGAAAAACCUAGGAACUUGUUUAAGAGAACUAUAUGACCAGAAACUGUGGACAGACGUAAAGUUCCGCUGUAAAGAUCACGACGACGACGAGAGAAUCCAUGCUCACAAGUACUCGUGUUGUGUUACGUUACUCAAGACGAUCCUGACGGCAGGAAGUCCUGUAUUCCAGGCAAUGUUUUUCGGAGCAUUAACAGAAAAUAAAGAAGAAGUUCAACUCGAAGAUGCUGAAAAGAGGAUAUUCGAUUUAUUCUUGAGGUACGUUUACACUGACACAGUGACAUUAGAAGACGGUACGGCUACUAAACUACUACAAAUAGCCCAUCUAUAUCAAGUUGCGGGUCUAGUACAACUCUGUGCCGAAUACCUAGCAACGAUCAUCAGAACAGAAAACGCUUGUGGAAUUCUAACAACUGCGCUCGUUUAUAACAUUUCUAGUCUCAAGAAUGCAUGUUGCUCUUUCAUUGACCAAAAUGUCCAGGCAAUCCUUAAUUCAGAAGCAUUAAUGGAUUUAAAAGAAGACGGUUUGCUACAUAUUCUAAAAGGUGACACUUUUAAAGCGGACGAGGUAGACAUUGUUUUGAAGGCAGAAGAAUGGUCCAUUAAAAAGCUUAAAGAGAGUGGACUAGAACAAAAUGGCGACAACAUUCGGAAAACACUUAGAGGAGCAUUUUAUCAGCUAAGACUCCCAACUAUAUCGUAUCAAGCAUUGGUGAAAUGUACACAGAAUAAAGGGUACUUGUCUGUCGACGAAUACAUGAAUAUCGUUGAUUUUAUAAACGGUAUUCCUGACACUUCCGUUACGAGUAAUUCUUGCAUAGCCCGGAUCCCAGUGAAUGAAUCAUUGAUUAUGAAAGAAGCUGAAAGCGAAGAAAGCAUGAGGCACCACAGCCUUUCCGCUUCGUUUGAUAUACAUGUUUUAAAAGAUGUAGAAUUGUUAAGUUUUGGUGUGUGUGGUAUUGAACUAUGUUUACUGUAUGACCAUUGCAAAAAUACACAUAACACAGAGACGGAGAUUGCUACCUGGAACACUACACUGGAAGACGUUUUCGUGGAAUAUGCAAAUAAAGUCAUAAAAUUGAAGAAAAAAACUGGGACCGUGACCGUGAUCGUAAAAGAACAGUUCGUGAGUAUCAAGAAUUGUCAGGAUUAA
Molecule: messenger RNA, 1212 nt
Organism: Mercenaria mercenaria
Lineage: Eukaryota; Metazoa; Mollusca; Bivalvia; Venerida; Veneridae
Product: BTB/POZ domain-containing protein 3-like
Exons: 3
Coding region: 1-1212 (403 amino acids)
Molecular function (GO): protein binding
Source: RefSeq, a predicted model, not a curated record